Cavenderia fasciculata is the source of this 1908-nucleotide messenger RNA. It is a transcript of the gene anapc8, whose product is annotated as anaphase promoting complex subunit 8. The coding region runs from base 1 to 1908 and encodes 635 amino acids. The record is from RefSeq and is a predicted model, not a curated record. Gene Ontology annotation, biological process: cell division. Gene Ontology annotation, cellular component: anaphase-promoting complex. NCBI's taxonomy places the organism in Eukaryota, Evosea, Eumycetozoa, Acytosteliales, Cavenderiaceae. Gene Ontology annotation, molecular function: protein binding. The transcript is spliced from 3 exons.
AUGAUCAAUACUAGUAGUAAUGUUAUUGCAAAUAGUCAUAUAGGUGUAAAAGAGAUACUAUUGAAUUCGAUUCAACACCUAUCGACAAGAGGACUGCUGAACAGUUCAAAGUGGUCGUGUGAACAGUUAAAAGGAUUGGUGCAAGGAACCGUCGCCAAUCAACUACCAAGCUACUACAAAGAAUCAAUCAUCAACCAGACAUCUAGUCACGAGUAUGGCAGUCAAGAGCACAUCGACUAUCUACUGGCAAAGAACUAUUUCGACUUGAAAGAGUAUCAGCGAUGUGCAGAUCAUUUGAAAGAGACGAGCGCUAUCCACCCAGUCAACCAAUUCCUCUACUAUUACUCAACCUAUCUAUCGAGUGAGAAGAGAUUUGCACAGAAAUCAAUCGAACUACAAAAUCAAUAUCAACUAGAACAACAGCAACAACAGCAUCAACAACAAGGAGGAAAUAAUAAUAAUGCACCCAAUCAUGAAGAUGAUCCAACUAAACCAACCAACAAUAGUAAUAAUAAUAAUAAUCCAAACAGUCAAUUUGGUGAUGGAAAGAUGGUUGCAUCUGCUACACACUUUAAAUCAACAAGUAAGGAAUUACAACAACUAUGUUUUGAACUAGAUAAACUUUACAACAACAAUAACAAUAAUAAUAAUAAUAACAAUAGAAGUAUUGAUGAUGAUGAUACUAGUGAUGAUCAAGAUACUAGUCAGAGUGGUAGUAGAAAUGUAAAUUUUAAAAAGGAUGCAUUUCUAUUAUACAUGUAUUCAAUGGUAUUAAAGAGAAAGGGUGAUCAAAUCAAAGCAAGGCAAAUACUAUUGGAAUCAUUACAUUUGUAUCCAUGUAAUUGGUCAGCAUGGUUGGAUUUGGCAAGUCUAUGUACAGAUAUUCAACAAGUUUCACAACUAUCGUUGCCACCAAGUGACCACUUUAUGAAAGACUUUUUCCUUGCGCAUCUCCUUCUCCAACUUCACCAAACCUCUGAAUCACUUCAAGUUUAUAAUCGUCUCUUGUCCACUUUUCCAAAUUCAACUUAUAUCUUGGCUCAAAUUGCAAUUUGUAAUUUUAAUCAAAGAGCAUAUGAUGUAGGAGAAGAAUUAUUUGAAAAAUUAUUAAUUAAAGAACCACAUAGAUUGGAGAAUAUAGAUAUUUAUAGUAAUAUACUAUAUGUUCGAGAUAAAAAGGCUAGUUUGAGUAUGUUGGCACAUCGAGCAAUGGAGACUGAAAAGUAUUGUCCAGAGACUUGUUGUAUUGUAGGCAAUUACUAUAGUUUGAAAUCAGAGCAUGACAAGGCCAUUGUAUAUUUCCAAAGAGCACUUCGACUCAAUGAAAAUUAUCUCGAAGCUUGGACAUUGAUAGGACAAGAGUUUUUGGAAACUAAAAAUGUUAGUAUGGCAAUCAAUGCUUAUCGUCGUGCUGUUGAUAUUAAUUCAAAAGAUUAUAGAGCUUGGUAUGGUUUAGGACAAACAUAUCAAUUAUUAAAUUUACCAUUAUAUUCAUUAUAUUAUUUUAAAAAGGCAACAACAUUGAGACCAUACGAUCCAAGAAUGUGGUGUGCGGUUGGAGGAUGUUAUGAAACUCUACAAAGAAUACAAGACGCAAUCAGAUGUUAUGAGCGGGCAGAAGAGAAUUUUGACCGUGAGAAUGUCGCAUUGUCCAAGUUGGCUAAACUAUACCAAGAGAUGCAAAAUCACGAAAAGGCAGCAUACUAUUAUAAAAAGAAUCUUUUACGACUCGAUCAUGAAAAGGUUGAUAGCAAAGAGAUUAUAAACGCCCUUCUUUUCCUAGCCAACUACCACAAGAAUAUUAAACAAUACGAUGAAUGUGAAAAGUAUUGUCUUCGUCUAUUGGAUUAUGCAGGUCCAGAAAAAGAAGAAGCUAAAUCAUUAUUAAAAGAUCUUAAAAAAAUGUAA